Lactuca virosa is the source of this 363-nucleotide messenger RNA. The record is from the annotation of a GenBank genome assembly. NCBI's taxonomy places the organism in Eukaryota, Viridiplantae, Streptophyta, Magnoliopsida, Asterales, Asteraceae.
AUGAUGUUAUUUCAUCAAGCUAGAGUGGAAACUUUUAUUUCACAAAGUAAGCUGUUGAGUGAAGAAAAUAAGAAGGUUGUGAAAGAGAGUGUUAUGACAUUAGAGUCGGCUCUUCAAGAAGUGAAAAUUUUGAAGACAUUGAUUCUGAAUGAUAAUUUUGUGCACAAUGUCCAUCUUACUUCUUUAAUUGAUACCUUGGUUGAUCAUUACGAUACUGAAGUUCAUUUAAUUGAGGACAUCCAGAGGAAGGAAGUGAAAAUAAAUUCUCUUAAGAAAAAAGUGACUUACUUGAAGUGUGAGCUGGUGAAAACGGAAGAUGAGUUAUUGUUUGUGCAGGGUCGUUGUAACAUCCUAAAAUCAUGA